CAGAGCCUCAAUCUUGCAAACGGUGAUACCCCUCCACAUCGAUUUUUUGUUGCGCAACAUUAUCGCACACGAAUGCCUCACAAACCGCGAUGAGUUCAGAUUCACAAACACGUUUUGUGCCACCAAGCCGACGAAGAGACAAGCCAAUCGUCUCUUGUACUCUUUGUCGGCGUCGAAAACUCAAAUGCGACCGGCAACAGCCCUGCAAAACAUGCGUCGACAGAGGUCUGGCAUUGUCAUGCACUUAUGUGCGCAGUACUCCAGCUCCUCAAGAGCCGAAAGCCCCUCACAGUGUGCAUGACCGUAUCGACCAAUUAGAGAAGCUAGUGACAACACUCAUGAGCGGCAAGGAAGUUGGUCACGGUAGUCCGGCUACGCCAGCGAUGCCACAUCUCCAGCAUCUGAACGACGAGGACGAUACAGGGAUACCGAACACACCGGAUCGCGUGCGUUUCACCGGCGACACAACGAGCUACGCAAACAGUGCGCAUUGGACCAGUAUCCUGGACGGUAUAUCAGAGCUUCGCGAGCACCUCGAUGAGAUGCCCACUACAGCACAUUCAAGAGACGAUAAUCUUACUGAUGUGCCAGGCCCGGACAUCCUGUUCGGCCGACAAAGGCAUGCAACCAAGCAGGAAUUAUUGGCGGCUCUGCCUCCACGUACGGAAGCUGAUCAGUUGAUCUCCACGUACUUCGCAUCGAUGGACACAUCACCAAACUUAGUACACAAACCUACAUUCUUGAGAGAGUAUGCCAGAUUCUGGACUCGACCGUUCGAAACACCUACCAUGUGGCUGGGCUUUUUAUUCGCUACCUUAGCCCUCGGCGCGCAAUUCCAAGCUGGCCUUGACCAUGAGGUAGCUCUGCAAGGAGCUGCUACGCCUUCGUUGUUCACUGCACGUAUACACUUCUACCGCGAAAAGCUCGUACAAUGUCUUGUGCUGGCAAACUAUGCGAAAUGCCCUCCAUACACGGUUGAAGUGCUCAUCAUGUACUUUGGUACCGAGUAUCUACGUUCAGCCGACUCGCAAUUCAGCAUGUCAAUCCUCGUGGGAAUUAUCGUCCGAAUUGCCUUUCGCAUGGGCUACCACAGAGAGCCGUCAAGGUUUGCAGAUAUCUCACCGUUCAGAGCAGAAAUGCGACGUAGGACGUGGCUCAUGGUCAUGUCACUUGAUCUCGCCACGUCGUCCCAGGUCGGUCUGCCUAGGCUCAUACAGCCGUUCAUGUGCGAUACUCAGGAGCCUCGCAAUCUGCUCGAAGAGGACAUUCACGAGGAUAUCGCCGAGUUGCCUCCGUCACGACCGGAGACUGAGCUGACGCCUUCUUUAUACACUGUGGUUUUGACGCGCGUGCGGCUUGCACACGCGAAGGUUAUGGAUAUGAUGAACGCCACAUCUCAAUCUCCAUAUCGAGAAGUGAUGGAGCUGGACGCGAUGUUUCGAGAAGUAUAUACCAAGCUGCCUGAGUGUGCUAAACCGAUACCGGGCGAGGACUUCGACGAUACGCUCUCACCGGCGUCGAUGCGACGUUUCUACCUCGGAUUGUCGUUUUUGAAGAGCGAGAUGCUGUUACAUCGUCCCUAUCUUCUACUUGGUCGCACCGACCCCAACUACGAAUACUCUCGGCGAGUCUGUCUAAAUGCAGCGACUGAGAUGUUAGGCUUCCAGAGAAAAGUCGACGGUGAGAUCCGGCCAGGGGGCAAGUUAUGGUCCCAGGGCAUGCAAAGCUUUAUUGUCAGUUGGUACAUGUCCUCGAUCGUGGCGCACGACUUUCUUCUCGCGACUACUAUUUUGAUUCUUGAUCUGGACACGGACCUGACUUCGCCAAUACAACCAACGCCUGCGACACCUACGAGUGGGCUACAACUCGAUCAUGGACCACCAAUACGGUCGGAGAUCAUAGAAGCAUUACAGAACGCGUACACGAUCUGGUCCAAGGCAAGCAAGAGGUCGCACGAGGCCCGUAAGGUCGCUGCUGCCGUGAAGCUGGUACUCAACAGAGCAAACUCAAGUGCACACAUCACACAGAGCCAAUCUUGGAGAAGUGUAGCCCCAGAACAGAUCGACACAGCAUCCCCAGCGUCAUCCUUUGAUUUCAAUGACUUCGCCACCGAAGCUGCAAAUCCUAACUACCAGUUCAUGGGGACUGGUGGCUAUGCGAACCCAUUUCUCAUGCCUGAUGUACCCAUGGACCUCGAUGCGUUCACGGAAAGCUUUGGUUGGGGCGGGUUCUCAUCGGAUCUUCAACCGCAGGCCCAAGCCUACCAUACUGAACAGAGGUCGAUAUGAUCACAUGUAACCGAGGAGUACCUAUGGUACUGCGCAGCUAGCUCCACUGGGUCUUUCAUAUUCUGUUGAAGCACUUCAUCCAACAGCCCUCGCACUUCGACUGUUGGCUGCCCGGGAUGUUGGAUGGAUACAAAACACCAAUGCACUUUCGAAAAAUCUGU
Messenger RNA from Macroventuria anomochaeta, 2449 nucleotides. RefSeq lists its product as uncharacterized. Gene Ontology annotation, biological process: regulation of DNA-templated transcription; DNA-templated transcription. Gene Ontology annotation, molecular function: zinc ion binding; DNA binding; DNA-binding transcription factor activity, RNA polymerase II-specific. NCBI's taxonomy places the organism in Eukaryota, Fungi, Ascomycota, Dothideomycetes, Pleosporales, Didymellaceae. Gene Ontology annotation, cellular component: nucleus. The record is from RefSeq and is a predicted model, not a curated record. The transcript has 6 exons. The coding region runs from base 90 to 2288 and encodes 732 amino acids.